GAUAAACUUCUCUUUGCACCCCUGCACCGCGCAGCGUGGCCGAAAAUUUUGUGAAAUUUUUUGCUAAUUUUUAAGUUAUUUGCACGGCGAUCAAAAUGUCGGCCCUAAAUCUGACUGUCCGCGUCCAUCCUGUAGUACUGUUCCAAGUGGUCGACGCCUUCGAGCGGCGAAAUGCGGAUUCACACCGUGUGAUCGGCACUCUGCUGGGAUCCGUGGAUAAGGGAGUCGUCGAGGUGACGAAUUGCUUCUGUGUGCCACAUAAGGAACAUGAUGACCAGGUGGAAGCUGAACUGAGCUAUGCCCUGGAUAUGUACGAGCUCAACCGCAAGGUUAAUUCCAAUGAAAGCGUUGUUGGCUGGUGGGCAACUGGCAACGAGGUGACGAAUCACAGUUCAGUCAUCCACGAAUACUACGCCCGGGAAUGCAACAAUCCCGUCCACGUCACCGUAGACACAUCUCUCCAAGGUGGUCGUAUGGGUCUGCGGGCCUACGUAUGCAUCCAGUUGGGUGUGCCCGGCGGCAAGAGCGGUUGCAUGUUCACUCCCAUUCCGGUUGAGCUGACCAGCUACGAGCCAGAGACAUUCGGCCUGAAGCUGCUACAAAAGACGGUCGGCGUGUCACCAGCCCAUCGGCCCAAGACAGUUCCACCCAUGUUGGAUCUGGCCCAAAUAUCGGAAGCCUCUACCAAGCUGCAAUCAUUGUUGGAUCUAAUUCUUAAGUACGUGGAUGAUGUCAUUGCCCACAAAGUGACACCCGACAAUGCUGUAGGACGCCAACUGCUCGACCUAAUCCACGCAGUGCCGCAUAUGACACACGAGCAGUUCACCCAAAUGUUCAAUGCCAAUGUGCGCGAUCUUCUAAUGGUCAUCACGCUCUCCCAGCUUAUUAAGACGCAGCUCCAGCUCAAUGAAAAACUCACUUUCUUGCCCACAGCAUAGGCGGCGACACGGUUUCUGGCUCCAGGGGUUUCGUUUAAGUCAAAUAAUAUUUAAUGGCUAACCGAUUCUGUUUUUCUACUUACAAAUGUAUCCAGGUAAUAAAGUAUUUGGAUUGCCACAAAAAAAAAA
Messenger RNA from Drosophila willistoni, 1067 nucleotides. RefSeq names its product eukaryotic translation initiation factor 3 subunit F-1 (gene eIF3f1). The record is from RefSeq and is a predicted model, not a curated record. NCBI's taxonomy places the organism in Eukaryota, Metazoa, Arthropoda, Insecta, Diptera, Drosophilidae. Gene Ontology annotation, biological process: translational initiation. Gene Ontology annotation, cellular component: eukaryotic translation initiation factor 3 complex, eIF3m. Gene Ontology annotation, molecular function: translation initiation factor binding; translation initiation factor activity; metallopeptidase activity. The coding region runs from base 96 to 938 and encodes 280 amino acids. The transcript has a single exon.